AUGGGUCUGGUGCAGUACGACAGCAGUGAUGAUGACGAGGACGUAACAACCGAAACCACCCUCGAGAUCCGUAAUCCAUCAGUUGAAACCUCCACUCCAAACGUCCAAAAUACCAAUGAUCACCCUUCAACCACCUCCAAACUACCCCAACCACCAUCCGCCCCACCAGAGCUCGGUCCCAUCCUCGGGCCCUCCAGACCACCUCCUGAACAACAACCCAGUUUUGAACAAGCUCCGUUACAAGCCGAAGAUGUGGAAGACCAAGAAGCCCCAGUCGACCUCUCCUUCCUCGACCCCCCAUCAGCCAACAUGAACAACGCUUCCUCCCCAUCCACCAGCACUCAACAACCCCCUCCAUCCCCUUACACAGCAACCCGCACCCUCCUGCGGGACCUGACCUUACCCGCCGUAGCAAACAUGGACAUCCCUCCCUCCCCUCCGGGUUCGCCGCCGCGGGGCCACGAGGCGCUCACGGCCAAGUUUGACACAUUCCUCCGACUGAAGCGCACCAAAGGGGUGCACUUUAACGAGCGGCUGGCGUCGUCGGCGGGGCUGCGGAACCCGGCGCUCAUGGACAAGCUGCUGGGCUUUGUCGGACUGGAGACGGGGUUUGGGACUGAUGGGAACGACGACGAAGACGGCGGUGGUGACGGUGACGGCAACGGAGACGGAGGAGGGGUGGGUUCGAGUGCAGCCGGGAUAGAGCAGUACGCUACUGUUCUGCCCAUGGACGUAUGGGAUCCGUAUGCCUUCCCGCGGUGGGCGGUCAGGGGGUCUCUGAGGAGGGCACAGGAGCAAUUGAGGAAGGAAAGGGAGAGGGGGAAGGGGGAAGCGGUGGAGUUCGUCUCUGCUGGGAGCAUUAAUGGUGGCGGGGAUGGUCGGGGUGUCGAGGUUGAGAGUGGAAGUAAGGCUGGAACGCCUGCUGGCGGCGGCGCUGGCAGACGGAAGGGGUAG
Messenger RNA from Canariomyces notabilis, 954 nucleotides. RefSeq lists its product as uncharacterized. Gene Ontology annotation, cellular component: nucleus. The record is from RefSeq and is a predicted model, not a curated record. NCBI's taxonomy places the organism in Eukaryota, Fungi, Ascomycota, Sordariomycetes, Sordariales, Chaetomiaceae. The coding region runs from base 1 to 954 and encodes 317 amino acids. Gene Ontology annotation, biological process: regulation of DNA-templated transcription. The transcript has 3 exons.